GUCGCUCCGUGACUUCUUUCGAAACGCGCUGGGUUCUACGUGGACGUUGCAGUGAACGCACUGGCGCGCUCGUCCUAUCUCGUAGUGUGCAACGCUUUCCUAUCAGAGCUUGCCCAACAGUUGGCGUGUGACUACGCGCUUCGGAACUGAGCAAUAAUGCCCCAAAUCGGCGGAGUCCGGGGAUAACGACUACCCGAUAGCAUAUUCACAGCGGUGUUUGUAGGCGUUGCGCCGGAGCCGGAGGCUUCGGAAUCUCCCUACUCGCUUAGUUUCGCACCAGUGCUGAUCGUGGAAAGACGGACGUUUGUCGUCGACACUUCAAUUACUGCUCACAGAGGACGUGACCAUGGCCGCCAGCUCGCUCGGUUACUCAGUCCUCAAUUUCUCUGUGGACUUCUACAAGCAGCUAAUGGCAAAGGACCAACGGGACGCGAACAUCUUUUUUUCGCCGUUCAGCAUCUCUGCUGCCCUCUCGAUGGCACUGGGAGGCGCCAGAAGCAACACGGCUAAGGAACUGUCAGCUGUCCUCCAUGUCGACGCUGUCGAGGUCCACAGUCACUUUGCGAGCUUCUUUUCGAAACUUCCCGAUUACGCGGCUGACGUGAAACUUAACAUCGCCAACCGGAUGUACGCCGAACAGACAUUUCCGGUGCUGUCCAGCUACGUUGCGCUCCUUCGCGACAAGUACAACACGACGAUAGAGUCUGUCGACUUCAGGAACAAGUACGAGAGCGUUCGACAGGAAGUCAACUCGUGGGUCGAGAAGGCGACAGAAUCAAGAAUCAAGGACCUCCUUCCGAGCGGUACCGUGGACGCGAUGACGACUCUAAUUCUCGUAAACGCCAUCUACUUUAAGGGUUUAUGGAGCUCACGGUUCGACUCAAAGUAUACGCGCACUUCCGACUUCCAUCUGGACUCGAGAAACAAGACGCAAGUUGAGAUGAUGUUUCAGAAGUCCAGCUUCUCGAUGGGCCACUCCGAUGAUAUGGAGGUGGAAGCUUUGGAAAUACCGUACCGCGGCAGCAAGACAUCCAUGGUGGUGCUUCUUCCCAAGGACACCGAGGGGUUGUCCAAACUAGAGGAGUGCUUGACCGCUUCAGCACUUUCCAAGAUGUUGGAGAGCAUGCGCAGGUGUUCCAACGUCAAGCUCUACUUGCCGAAAUUCAAGCUGGAAGAAGCUGUCAGCCUGAAGGCCACGUUACAAGCAAUGGGGAUCAACGACUUCUUCGGACCGGCAGCGAAUCUUUCUGGCAUAAGCGACGCGGGGAAGCUAGUCGCUACCGAUGUGAUCCACAAGGCCUUUGUGGAAGUCAACGAAGAAGGCACUGAGGCUGCAGCUGCUACCGCUGUAGUUAUGAUGUGCCGUAGCGCGAGGAUGCCGGAAGAGGAGCGUAAAUUUGUAGUGGACCGACCAUUCAUGUUUCUUAUCCGAAGCCUUGACCCCGAGGUGGUCCUUUUUAUUGGCUCCGUUCGCCGUUUGUGAACAGAAAGUGAUGCGCUGAAAUGCGAGAAAUAGCUAGUACUGUUAAUAUUUGCUGCGCAAGACAGGCGCGCAUAUUACGUGAUUUAAUCUAGGUUAUAAUUGCUACAACUAUGCAUAUUA
Molecule: messenger RNA, 1603 nt
Organism: Dermacentor albipictus
Lineage: Eukaryota; Metazoa; Arthropoda; Arachnida; Ixodida; Ixodidae
Source: RefSeq, a predicted model, not a curated record